Messenger RNA from Parascedosporium putredinis, 2625 nucleotides. The record is from the annotation of a GenBank genome assembly. NCBI's taxonomy places the organism in Eukaryota, Fungi, Ascomycota, Sordariomycetes, Microascales, Microascaceae.
AUGGCCAUUGCGCGCAAAGUUGUCGUUUCCGCUCACGGCGAGGGCGUCAUCCUUCAUACGGCACCUUCCAAGACCCAGCGCUCAUCCCAGCAGUUUUUGAUCAAAUAUGCAGACGGUGCGAUCGCGCAGCUACCGCGUGACAAUGCGACCGGUCUCACGAGCUCCUCGCCGUCGUUUGAAGCCUUUGGUGUCAUAGGUAUCAUGUCUGUGUUGGGCCAAAACUUCCUCAUUACUAUCACACGUCCCGAGGCCGAAGCGUCGGUUGUGAAAACGGCCCAAAAUCUCACAAAGGAGGCUAACGAGAAGGCGCUCGAGGACAGCGACGCCAUCGAAGACGAGGAAGAGGAGGUGCCGCGCCAUAGCGACGAUGUCGACGAUAUUGUGCACGUCGAGCGCAACCCCGAGUCUACCCCGUCGGGGGCGAACCCGUCACAAGCACCCAAGAAAGGGUGGGCUCUCGACCAGCAGCGGACCAUGGGCCUGAGCAGGCCGCCGGUGGAGCAGGACCCUGCACCUGUCGCGGCCAAGCAGCCGCGAACCUCCGAGGAGAGCCGUGAGGGGAUGGCGACCAGCCUCCUCCCGAAACUCUUGGCCACCGCCGAAAUCCUGUUCGGGUCGUCCAAGAGCUUCUUCUUCUCGUACGAUUUCGACAUCACGCGGCGCUGGGGAGAGGCCAAGCCCUUUGCGCCCGAGAUCCCCCUCUACGCCCAGGUGGCCCCCAUGUAUUUCUGGAACAGCCAUCUGCUCCAGCCCUUCCUCGCCGUGGGGGCAGAGUCCGUCGCUUUGCCCCUCAUGCAGGGAUUCAUCGGGCAGAAAUCAUUUGCCAUGGACAGCCAGCCCCCGCAGGUCGACGACUCCGAGCCCGAAGCAAUGGAAAUGUCGACCCUUUUGGUCAGCAACUCCGUUCCGACAUCGCCGCCGAGCGAGCCAGUCAAGGAACUUCCAGAGCGCCGACCAACCGAGAGAGACUUUUUGAUUACCGUCAUCUCCCGUAGAUCAACGAAGAGAGCCGGCCUCCGCUACAUGCGAAGGGGCAUCGACGAGGACGGGUACACCGCGAACUCGGUGGAGACGGAGCAGAUCCUUUCUACGCCUUCGUGGAGCUCGUCUCCGCCCGCCGGGACUAAAGUCUACUCCUUCAUGCAAGUCCGCGGGAGUAUUCCCGUUUACUUUACGCAGUCUCCGUAUUCUUUUAAACCAGUCCCGGCCAUCCAGCAUUCCCGAGAUGCAAACUACAUGGCCAUGAAGAAACACUUUGAUCACCUCAAGCAAGCUUUCGGUUCCGUCCAGCUCAUUAAUCUCGUUGAGAAGCACGGCCCAGAGGCCAUCGUGGGCGGGGCCUAUGCCGACCAGGUCGAACGUUUCAAUCGAGAGGCUUCCGAUAGCAGCAAGGUAGCUUUUGAGUGGUUCGACUUCCACGCCGUCUGCCGUGGUAUGAAGUUUGAAAACGUCAGCCAGCUGUUGGAAAAGGUAAAGGGUACGCUGGACGAGUUUGGGAGCACCGCUGAAGCGGAUGGCAAGGUCGUCGCCAAGCAAAAGGGGGUUAUGAGAACGAAUUGUAUGGACUGCUUGGACCGAACGAACGUAUGCCAAAGCAUGUUUGCAAAAUAUAUGCUCGAGUCGCAGCUGCGCGAGGAGGGUUUCGAUAUGAGCGCCCAGCUUGACCAAAACGCCUGGUGGUUCAAUAACAUAUGGGCAGAUAACGGCGAUGCCGUGUCAAACCAGUACGCCUCUACCGCAGCGAUGAAGGGUGACUACACUAGGACGAAGAAGCGUGAUUAUCGCGGGACCCUCAAUGACUUGGGCCUCUCCAUCACAAGGUUUUAUAACGGGCUCGUGAACGAUUACUUCAGUCAACUAGCCAUCGACUUUCUCCUAGGGAAUGUCACGGCCCUCGUAUUCUCCGAAUUCGAAGCGGACAUGAUGACCAAGGACCCAGCCGUAUCCGUGGUGAAGAGGAGGGAGCAGGCGAUAGAGCUUUGCCAGGACCGCGUAAGCCAGCCGCUCGAGGAGUCCAUUCUCCUGCUGACGGACGCAGCCCUCUACCUAUGCCGCUUCCACUGGGACCUUGACAGGGUCGCGUCCUUUGAGCGCGUCGACUUGGCCCACGUCGUAGGGAUCAAGUUUGGCACGUACAUCACGUCUACGAUCUCGCCCGUGCACAUGGACGAGGAGAAGAACGUGGGAUGCGUGAUAUCCUACGAGCCUGGAAAGUACGACUUCAAACGAACAAACACGCGGACUCUCGCGAACCUCGAGGGCGCGCGCAAGUCACACCAGUCGCCCGAUUUCGGGAGCGGCUCGAUAUCGGGAGGGUUCGCGAGCUUCUUCUCGGGCGGGAAAACGCGAGAGGGCCCCGUCAUACGCAAGAUUGCGCUCAAGGCUCCGUACUCGCAGUCUUCCCUGGCCAAGGACGGCGACGACCUCCGACAGACAGAGAUCCAGCAGAUCGUCACCAUGUGCUCCGAGAUCGAGAGGCUGGCGUUCAAGGCACAGGGAAAAGACCCGUCUGAGGAGAAGGGCAUGAUUGAGAAGGAAGAGAUCAUCUCGCUAGAGGAGGCGAGGCGAAGCACGGGCUUGCUAGAACAGCUGGGGCAUUCGAUCAAGCGCAUGGUGUGGGCGUGA